Molecule: messenger RNA, 597 nt
Organism: Penicillium oxalicum
Lineage: Eukaryota; Fungi; Ascomycota; Eurotiomycetes; Eurotiales; Aspergillaceae
Product: PaaI family thioesterase
Exons: 1
Coding region: 1-597 (198 amino acids)
Source: RefSeq, a predicted model, not a curated record
AUGGCCACUAACGACCCAACUCCCUUCCAAUCCAUACCCUGGAUCUCUGCCCUCUUACAGGAUAAAUCCUUCUUGAGCUACACCAUCCCCUCGCGAACAGUCAAAACUUCCACCGAGGAUAACUUCUUCUCAAAGACCCUCAACACGCCCACCACCAUCUCCGCAUGUCUCAGCCAGUAUCGACUCUCCAACAAACCCCCCGCCCCAGGAUUCAACCCAAGCCGACCCCAAGCCGAGGAACUCCGCAUCUUCUUCCUUCUCGGCUCCGAUCUCAACGGAUACCCCGGAAUCCUUCACGGAGGUGUCGUCGCCGCCUUGCUGGACGAAGGAACGGGUCUCCUGUUGUCGUUCAACGGUCAGGUGGGGGAUCCGGUUUCGCGACAAGCCUCAGGUGCGCAGACGGGGCCGGUGACGGCCUAUUUGCACACGACCUAUUUACGUCCCGUUCCGACUCCCAGUGCGAUUAUGCUCCAAUCGAAAAUCGUGGAGGUGAAAGAAGAUCGGAAAUGGAAGAUCGAGGCCCGGCUUGUGGAUGGGGAGGGGCAGGUGCUGGCAUCGGCGGAGGCGCUGUAUAUUCGACCUCGAUCCAAGAUCUGA